CAAAACUUGCUAUGGAAAUCGAAGUUGAAGACCGCUCAAAACUUGUAGUAGAGAAAGGUCAGAAGGCCGUAUUUGGAAGAGGAAAUGGGUUCAACACCACCGACCCAACAGUGUCUCGCCGCCAGGUUUUGCUCGAACUCGAGCACAGAAACGCAAACCAAACAGAGCCCAGAAUCUCAUUCGAGGUUCUUGGGAGGAACCCCAUCUGGGUCCGUAGCCACAAAGAGGGGGAAGUCAGGGUUUUCAGAAGGUCGGAGAAGGGUGAGCUGGCCGCCGGUGAUUGGCUCUGCGUGUCGGGGAAGAGACCCAUUUGGUUUAAAGUGAGAAAUAUUGAGGAGGAAGAGGAAGAUAAGAGGAUUUCGGAGAGUGAGAGUGAAUUGGCUAAGGGUUUGAUAAAUGGGUCUGAAUGGGAAGGUGCUGAUGUUUCUGGCAUUGACCCUGUUAAAGAGUUUGGUUUUAUUGUAAUGGGGCAUGAGUUUGAUCAGUAUCCGAAGCAAAUGAUCCGCGAUAUAAAGAACUGGGACUGGUUUCUUGAGGAACCUAGAAAAGAAAGCGACGAUGAUGAAUAUGAAGGGAAGGGAAGGAGGGGUGGGAGAAGAAAGAGGAAAAAAGGUGAAGAAGACGACAAUGAAGAGUGGACAGGGGAUAGUGAAGUUGAUGCAGAGUUUGUUGCAAAACUUAGAAAGGUAAAUAAGCCAAAAUAUUCUACCAGAUCGAAGGCCCAUAAUGAACCUCAGAAGAAAGCAAAAGGUAGUAAAAGUUCUGUUCAGAAGAUGACUUCUGCUGCGGAUGAAGAGGGCAUAGACGAUGACGAUGAUGAAACACUUGGAGGCUUCAUUGUAGGGGAGGACGGCUUGGAAGACGAAGAAGACCCUGAUGGAACUGAUGAAUUUGAAGAAGAGGAGGAAUUUGUUGAAGAAGAUGAUGAUGAUGAAUGAGUGAAGUAGAUGAUUGUUGAUGCAUCUCUUAGGGAGGGGUCAUAUCUUAAAUUGCUCAACAACUCCAGAGUGGUAGCUAACUUAGCC
Molecule: messenger RNA, 1025 nt
Organism: Fragaria vesca subsp. vesca
Lineage: Eukaryota; Viridiplantae; Streptophyta; Magnoliopsida; Rosales; Rosaceae
Exons: 2
Coding region: 12-938 (308 amino acids)
Molecular function (GO): protein binding
Source: RefSeq, a predicted model, not a curated record